This is a messenger RNA of Varanus komodoensis (Komodo dragon), 743 nucleotides long. It is a transcript of the gene PCBD1, whose product is annotated as pterin-4 alpha-carbinolamine dehydratase 1. The transcript is spliced from 4 exons. Gene Ontology annotation, biological process: tetrahydrobiopterin biosynthetic process. The coding region runs from base 84 to 398 and encodes 104 amino acids. Gene Ontology annotation, molecular function: 4-alpha-hydroxytetrahydrobiopterin dehydratase activity. Lineage: Eukaryota; Metazoa; Chordata; Lepidosauria; Squamata; Varanidae. The record is from RefSeq and is a predicted model, not a curated record.
CGCGGAGGCGCAGGCGGGGCGCGAGCGGGGCGAGUUGCUCGGCGCCUGCCCGGCCCGGGUCUCGUUCAGCGGCCGCCACGACCAUGGCAGGAAAAGCCCACAGACUAAGUGGAGAAGAAAGAGAACAGCUGCUGCCAAACCUCCGUGCUGUAGGAUGGAACGAAGUGGAAGGCAGAGAUGCCAUUUACAAAGAAUUCCACUUCAAGGACUUCAAUCGGGCCUUUGGAUUUAUGACCAGAGUAGCUCUACAGGCAGAAAAACUGGACCACCACCCAGAAUGGUUUAAUGUUUACAACAAGGUUCACAUAACUUUAAGCACGCAUGACUGUGCUGGCUUAUCUGAACGGGAUAUCAACCUGGCCAGCUUCAUAGAGCAAGUUGCAAACACCUUAGUCUGAAGCAUCCAUGUGGUCUGAAUCCUCCUCCCCAUGCAUGUUCCCCCCACAAAAGUCACACUGAGAUCUUAAUCCAGCCGCAACAUUUAAUCCAGCCUCAAGAUGAAUAGCCGUCAGCUUUGCUUCUUGUAUGCUGAUUUUACACUGAAACAGAGUCACUGCUCUGCAACACCAUUCUCAAAAGUCAUGAUAUUCUUCACUUUUCAUCAACUGUUUUGUGACAAGAUGCAGCAUCUCAGUGUUGUUACUGUAUAGUUUUUAUUCAGGCAGUAUUAUAUCAGCACAGUCAAAGGCUACCUGUGACUCACUCAGGCAAACGUCAUAUAUAAAAAACUGGCUUGCAAUAUA